Sphaeramia orbicularis (orbiculate cardinalfish) is the source of this 770-nucleotide messenger RNA. RefSeq names its product protein AMBP-like. Bases 1 to 672 code for a protein of 223 amino acids. The transcript has 8 exons. NCBI's taxonomy places the organism in Eukaryota, Metazoa, Chordata, Actinopteri, Kurtiformes, Apogonidae. The record is from RefSeq and is a predicted model, not a curated record.
AUGCAAAAAACAGUGAGUCUGGUUUCUCUGCUGGUCUUGGAGUGGGCCUGGGCCCUCCAUGGGGCCCCUGUACUCCCAGAAACUCUUAUUCCAACACAGGACAACUUUGAUUUAGAACGGUUCCUGGGAAAAUGGUACGAGGUGGCAGUGGUUUCCAACUGCCCACACUACAUGCAGCGUAAGACAGGAAACCCUGUUAUUGUUGCACUGGAGAUGCAACAUGUAACUUCAGAGAGUAACGUCACAAUGACAGCCUCUUUGUUCAGAAAUGGCUUAUGUAAGAAGACACUGACUGAUUACAGUCUGACAGACACUCCAGGACGAUUUUUCUACCACAUUGCCAGGCUCGGAGUAGAUGUUGAUGCUUUUGUGGUUCAAACCAACUAUGAUGAGUAUGCACUGAUGAUUCUGCUGAGCACUGAAAUAUCCUCUGGAAAUAAAACAACCAUAGUUAAGCUUCAUAGUCGGUCCAAGGAUGUGAGUCCAACUGUACUGGAGGACUUCAAAACACUGGUCCGACAACAAGGAAUUGAUGAUAACACAAUAAUCAUGAAUCAGGACAAAGGUGAAUGUGCUCAAGGUGAGCACAUGACAGCCAAUGUUCCCCUACAGAAGUCAAAAAGACAUGUGAUGUCACCUUUGGCUGUAGAAGACACUGCAAUAUCAGGGUGAAUCCAAAUGAAGAUCAUCACAACAACCCUCCCCACUUGAUUAAUCAAUGUCAGUGAACAGUCAUAGAUAAUGCAACCUUAUUUAAAUACUGAUUUUCU